AGAUCAUAUACCUUAUAACCUCUCAUUCUCACAUUGUAAUUUUGAAUUGUGUGUAGAAUAAGUCAUAAAUUACUUAGCAGACAAAUCUUUGGUUGAACAGAUUGUGCACACCUACAGUAUCAGUUUCAGUGUCGUCAUAAUCUAGCCCUUUCCUUCUGUUAGUAAUGUGCUGAAAGAAAACCUGUAUAUACAUUAAAAAAGAAAAUCUAUUUAGUGCAAAAUGAUUGCAACAAUUUCAAAUAGUCUGUUCAUCAAGUGUUGUAGCUAUUCUGUUUAUUCACCUAUAAAAUUCUCUAUGGAUACAAUGUCCACUAUGGUAUAUCGUAACAGAAAUCCAAGAAAUCUUGAAUUGCUUGGCUUAGCACCAAAAACAAAAGGCUGGGAAUUUCAAGCUCCACGAAAAGACUUUUGGAAUAAAGUGAUAUUAGAUAAAGCAUCAAAUCAUACAACUGGUUUAGUUGUCCAUAAUUCAUCAAAUAUACUAGUCUCUGCUUCAACUAAAGAGAAGAGUAUAAAAAAGCAUUUGUUUAGUUGCACUGAUGUCUCUGCUGCAGCAAACAUUGGCAGAGUAUUAGCCUUCAGGUGUCAACAAUGUGGUUUAAUUGAAUUAUUUACUGAUACGACUGAAUUAUCUAAAGAAAAUGAAAGCACUCGAGCUUUCUAUGAGUCCUUGUUAGCUGGUGGUAUACAACUCACAGAAACACCACAAAUUGAGAGUGCAGAACCUAUUGGUAUAGAUUAUGAUAAUAUGUCAGAUGAAGAGAAACGCAGCAUGUAUCCAAGUUUAAUUGAAAAUCUUCGAACAACACCUGAUUGGGAUAAUAUUCCAUAUCCAUAUUCUCUAAGACCGAGAUCUCAAAGAACGUCGUUGAGAAACAGAUACCAAAUUCUGUCAAAAAUUCGUCAAGGCAUGGUAUGGGAUUCGUUCUACUCUAGAAUGGUACAUCCACGAAACAAAGCCUAUUGGCAACAUGAUUUUGAAGAAGCACAAAAGAAGAAACUUGAAUCUCAAGUUAUUACUUCAGAUGAUAAUAAAGAUGAACAGCCUGUAAAUGUAAUUGUUCCGUCUAAGUGGCAGUUAACGUAGUAAUAAAAAUACAAUCUAUCCUUUUCAUAUAGUCAUUCAAUGAAUUUAUGUAAAGUAUUUGUAUGAAAUAUAAA
Trichobilharzia szidati is the source of this 1161-nucleotide messenger RNA. NCBI's taxonomy places the organism in Eukaryota, Metazoa, Platyhelminthes, Trematoda, Strigeidida, Schistosomatidae. The record is from the annotation of a GenBank genome assembly.